Molecule: messenger RNA, 1116 nt
Organism: Artibeus jamaicensis (Jamaican fruit-eating bat)
Lineage: Eukaryota; Metazoa; Chordata; Mammalia; Chiroptera; Phyllostomidae
Product: olfactory receptor 7A17
Exons: 3
Coding region: 1-1116 (371 amino acids)
Biological process (GO): G protein-coupled receptor signaling pathway
Cellular component (GO): membrane
Molecular function (GO): G protein-coupled receptor activity; olfactory receptor activity
Source: RefSeq, a predicted model, not a curated record
AUGCUUGACCACUCCUUGCUGUCUUGUUUGGGACAGAGUUUCGGUCUCCAUCAUCAACCACACAGGGAAGAUUUUGGACUCCUGCAGGGAAAUCUUCUUGUCAGAGUUCCCAUGCAGGUGAGACUGAGAGCCCAGCAUUUACACCUCAUGGUACAAGGCAAUGAAUCACAAAUUUCAGAGUUUCUUCUCCUGGGAUUAUCAAAGGAACCAGAACUGCAGCCCAUCCUAUUUGGGCUGUUCCUCUUCAUGUACCUAAUCAUUGUGUUGGGAAACCUGCUCAUCAUCCUGGCCAUCAGCUCAGACUCCCACCUCCACACACCCAUGUACUUCUUCCUCUCCAACCUGUCUUGGGUAGACAUCUGUUUCACCUCCACCACCAUCCCAAAGAUGCUGGUGAACAUCCAGACACAGAGCAAAGUCAUCACCUAUGCAGGCUGCAUCACCCAGAUGUAUUUUUUCUUACUCUUUGCAGGGUUGGAUGUCCUUCUCUUGACUGUGAUGGCCUAUGAUCGGUUUGUGGCCAUCUGUCACCCCCUGCACUACACAGUCAUCAUGAACCCCCAGUUCUGUGGGCUGCUGGUUCUGAUGUCCUGGAUCAUUUGUAUCCUCAAUUCUUUGUUAGAAAGCUUAAUGGUGUUGCAGCUGUCCUUCUGUCCAGAUGUGGAAAUCCCCCACUUUUUUUGUGAACUCAAACAGGUUGUCCAACUUGCUUGUUCUGACACCUUUCUUAAUGACAUGGUGAUGUAUUUUGGAGUUGGUCUGCUGGGUGGUGUUCCCCUGGCAGGGAUCCUUUAUUCUUACUCUAAGAUACUGCUCUCCAUACAUGGAAUGUCAUCAGUUCAGGGAAAGUAUAAAGCAUUUUCUACUUGUGCGUCUCACCUCUUGGUUGUCUCCUUAUUUUAUUGCACAAGUGCAGGAGUGUAUUUUAGCUCUGCUCCUACCCACAGUUCAUUCUCAAGUGCAACAGCUUCAGUGAUGUACACCGUGGUCACACCCAUGCUGAACCCCUUCAUCUACAGCCUCAGGAACAAAGACAUAAAGGGAGCUCUGAAAAGAUUCUUUGGGAUGGCAGCUAUGAAAAGACUAAUUAUUCUGGGGCUGAAAAAGUUCCCAUGA